Messenger RNA from Helicoverpa zea (corn earworm), 1886 nucleotides. RefSeq names its product lipoamide acyltransferase component of branched-chain alpha-keto acid dehydrogenase complex, mitochondrial (gene Dbct). The record is from RefSeq and is a predicted model, not a curated record. The transcript has 9 exons. Gene Ontology annotation, molecular function: acetyltransferase activity; lipoic acid binding. The coding region runs from base 281 to 1720 and encodes 479 amino acids. Lineage: Eukaryota; Metazoa; Arthropoda; Insecta; Lepidoptera; Noctuidae. Gene Ontology annotation, cellular component: cytoplasm; mitochondrion.
ACUAUCGACACAUAUCAUGUUAAACUCAAAAUAAUAUUCACGGGUUGACGACUGAUGACCCCUGUGUAUUACGUCACAACACAUUCAACUUCAAGUAUAAUAUUAUUUAAAAUGGUAAUCAAUGCGCGGCCCGCUGAUAAUGAGUUGAUAACAUUCAGUAGUGUUUGCGAAGGCGAGGCACGGCGCGCCGGCCCCCGACAUGAAUCUUAGUUUUUGUAACUAGACAAUUAAUUUGUUUUACUUAUAUAUUAAAUUAAAUAUUUUAAGAUAAGUAGCCAUUAUGUCGUUCCUUAUGAGAAAGUGUGUCGUGAAUUUGAAAAAUGUGAACAGAUACAGCGCAGUGUGUGUUUUGAUGCAAAGUGAGAGGCAUAGAUCACGGUGUUCAACGAGCAAUGUUUUGAAACGAAAUAGAAUAUUGUCAGAUGUCCAUCUGCAGCAUAAGAAAAUACAUACCAGUCAAGUAGUUAACAAAACUGUUGCUUUCAAACUCUCUGACAUCGGUGAAGGUAUAAGAGAAGUGGUUAUAAAAGAAUGGUUCGUGAAAGUAGGCGACAAAGUGCAGCAAUUCGACAAUAUCUGCGAAGUGCAGAGCGACAAGGCAGCAGUGACGAUCACCAGUCGGUAUGACGGCGUGGUGACUAAACUGUACCACGAUGUUGAUACCACCGCGCUAGUGGGACAACCACUUGUUGAUAUCGAAGUACAGGGGGAAGCUGAUGAAGGGCCUUCAUCAUCGUCACCUGAGGAGCAACCUAAAGUACCCAAACAAGAAUCGGUCGAAGAAAAAAGCCAAAGAAUAAAAGUAUUGACCACACCCGCAGUCAGGAGAAUAGCAGCACAAUUCAAUGUAGACUUAAGCACUGUCAAGGCUACUGGGAGAAAUGGCAGAGUUCUCAAGGAAGACAUGCUUGCACAUUUGAACAUCGACUCGGACGGGUCCAAUGAAGUACCAGUUCCAUCCAGUGUCCAGGCUAUGUCGAUACCCCUGACACAAGCCAAAGCUAAAGUGGAAGUUUUACUAGAAGAUAAAGUUGUACCUGUUACUGGAUUCACCAAAGCCAUGGUGAAAUCUAUGACUGAGGCCAUGAAAAUACCACAUUUUGGAUACAGCGACGAAUACGACGUGACGAAGUUAGUGGAAUCACGCGAAGCAUUGAAAAAAAUCGCCGAAGCGAGAGGAGCCAAGUUAACUUACAUGCCCAUCAUUAUCAAAGCUACGUCCCUGAGUUUGGAACAACUGCCUGUACUCAACAGCAGUCUGGAUAGCACUUGCGAACAUCUCACCUACAAAGCUAGUCACAACAUCGGAGUCGCGAUGGACACUCCUAACGGAUUAAUUGUGCCGGUUAUUAAGAAUGUACAAAACAAAACCAUAUUAGAAAUAGCCCGAGAGCUGAACACGCUUCAAGAGAGAGGAUCAAAAGGACAACUAGGACUAAAUGAAUUAUCUGGAGGAACAUUCACACUAUCAAACAUUGGCAUCGUUGGCGGAACCUACACCAAACCUGUGAUAUUACCACCGCAAGUAGCAAUCGGAGCUUUAGGAAAAAUACAGGUUCUCCCAAGGUUCGACGCUGAAGGAAACGUGAAAAAGGCUCAUAUCCUCACCGUCAGCUUUUCAGCAGAUCAUAGAGUAGUAGAUGGAGUAACUAUGGCUCGCUUCUCUAAUUUCUUGAAAAACUACCUCGAAAACCCUUACACUCUGCUGUUGGACUUAUAAAAUAAUCAAUGGAGUUACCAUUUUUCGUUAGACUUAUGUUAGACUUCCACUGGCAAUAUUUUUAAAUACUAGCAAAAAACACUUCAAUUCAAUAAGGCUUCAUUUAAAAAUAUUGCCGUAUUUUUAAUAUAUAUUUUUUAUAUAUAAAUAAAAGAGUGUAUUGUGA